Messenger RNA from Solanum pennellii, 604 nucleotides. Its product is annotated as 60S ribosomal protein L23. Gene Ontology annotation, molecular function: large ribosomal subunit rRNA binding; structural constituent of ribosome. The record is from RefSeq and is a predicted model, not a curated record. The transcript has 3 exons. Gene Ontology annotation, biological process: translation. Gene Ontology annotation, cellular component: cytosolic large ribosomal subunit; ribosome. Bases 63 to 440 code for a protein of 125 amino acids. NCBI's taxonomy places the organism in Eukaryota, Viridiplantae, Streptophyta, Magnoliopsida, Solanales, Solanaceae.
CUAAUUGACUAUUUAAAAAUGUUGUUUAAGGACGCGGAGGUUCCGCUGGGAACAAGUUCAGGAUGUCACUGGGUUUGCCAGUGGCGGCCACAGUUAACUGUGCCGAUAACACUGGUGCAAAGAACCUUUACAUCAUUUCAGUGAAGGGUAUCAAGGGAAGGCUUAACAGGUUGCCUUCAGCUUGCGUGGGUGACAUGGUCAUGGCCACUGUCAAGAAGGGUAAGCCUGAUCUGAGGAAGAAGGUUAUGCCUGCUGUCAUUGUUCGUCAGCGCAAGCCAUGGCGCCGAAAGGAUGGUGUUUUCAUGUACUUUGAAGAUAAUGCUGGUGUAAUUGUGAACCCCAAGGGUGAAAUGAAGGGUUCUGCUAUUACUGGUCCUAUCGGAAAGGAGUGUGCUGAUCUGUGGCCCAGGAUUGCAAGCGCUGCCAACGCUAUCGUGUAGUUUUGAAUUGGGUUUUUUCCAGGAUCGCCAACACUACUAGUCUUAAAUUUGUGUUUUUCUGAAUAGUGUUCCAUUUUAACUUUUUGGAUAUUUGAGGGAUUUUUGUCUUGGGUAAAGAACUAUUACUGCAGCUGGCUAAUGAGAAUUUCGCAAAUUUUCUAUUU